GGGAAUUAUCACCACAGGAGAGAUGCCUCUCAUCAACAGACUAGGAAAUAAUAGUGAUAGCUUUAAAUCCACACUAAAUAACAUCUCAAGACCUUGUGGGGAUGGUGUAACAGGUGAGUUGAUGAAAUGUGUGGCAAACGGACCUUAUUCAUAGACAUCACACUUAAAUAUGACAAGUGUAGCUGAAGAAUAAAUACAUGAUGUCAUUCGGGUUUGUUCUAAGUAGUCCAGCAUCAGGAUUAAUUCUUAUGCUUCUUAUCACCUUUAAUGGAAAUAAGGUCACUGGUAUUUCAUUAAUAGAUUGAAGUGUUAGCUACAAAAUAAUGAUCCGGGUACUUAAAAAUACUCUAUAUAUUUGCCUAUUAUAGACCCAUAUCUGGAGAGAAAAAAGUUCAGAAUAUCUCUUUCACUCAAGUCUCAUAUAAAGAAGGUUCGUUUACUUAAAGGCGCACGGUGGAGUCUUUACAGCUCAAGUCUGUGCAUGUUGUUUUUAUUAAAUAGUCGUUUAAGGAAUUGCUUUCACACUUACCAUUUACCAAGGUGUUUAAUUAUCUCGUAAAUACCACAAGCACCACUUCUUCAAUUAUAACAUCUUACUCUGAUCACAUUUUGUAUUAGUAUAUUCAUUAUAAUAUCUUAAAUGUAAGUCAAUGUGUUUAAACUGGGUCUAUCUAUUCAAUACAGAUAUCGUGUCGAUUUCAAUGCGUUUCCUUUUGACUUAUAACGAGAGACACUGUGAUAAGUACUUUCCCUCCUCAACAUGGAUGGCUGGGUUCGUUUAUGUAAAUUAGGCUAGAUUUUAAUUCUAUCAGGAGGACGGCCCUGUUCUCUACCCAAUAAAAAUGGACUGCGGCUGACACCUGGUUAUAAACACAGGAAGGAUUCCAAAGUCCUAAUCAGAAAUCAGUAGAAAAAAACGAAGACGCAUCUGCAACAGACACACGGAGGCAGGCGCGAUGACAUCCAGUAAAAUCGAACUCCCUGGUGAAGUGAAGACCGACGCCGAUGCCGCUGCGCUCAUGGCAUCUCUCCAGCUGAUGCCCUCGCCGGUGCCCAACGCGGAUAUCAAGUACACCAAGAUUUUCAUCAACAAUGAGUGGCAAGACUCUGUGAGCGGAAAGACCUUCCCAGUCUACAACCCUGCCAGCGGAGAGCAGAUCUGUGAGGUCCAAGAAGCAGAGAAGGCUGAUGUGGACAAGGCGGUGCAGGCGGCCCGGCUGGCCUUCACCCUUGGUUCAGUGUGGCGGAGGAUGGAUGCGUCAGAAAGGGGUAGACUGCUGGCUAAACUGGCUGACCUGGUGGAGAGGGACAGUGCGUAUCUAGCAACUAUAGAGUCCAUGGACAGUGGGAAGCCUUUCCUGCCCACCCUGUUUGUGGACCUCCAGGGAACCAUAAAGACGCUCAGAUACUAUGCUGGAUACGCAGACAAGAUCCAUGGAACGUCCAUUCCAAUGGAUGGAGACUAUCUUUCGUUCACUAGACACGAGCCCAUAGGAGUGUGUGGACAGAUCAUCCCUUGGAACUUCCCACUGAUGAUGACUGCGUGGAAGCUAGGUCCAGCGCUAGCCUGUGGGAACACGGUGGUCCUGAAGCCUGCUGAGCAGACCCCCCUCACCUGCCUGUACAUCGGAUCUCUGGUCAAAGAGGCUGGGUUUCCACCGGGAGUCGUCAAUAUUUUGCCAGGAUUCGGGCCAACGGCAGGAGCUGCGAUAGCUUCGCACAUGGGCAUAGACAAAGUGGCUUUCACAGGAUCAACUGAGGUCGGCAAGCUGAUCCAAGAAGCAGCUGGGAAGAGUAAUUUGAAGAGAGUAACGCUGGAGCUAGGAGGAAAGAAUCCCAACAUUAUUUUUGCAGAUGCUGAUUUGGAUCUAGCUGUGGAGCAGGCCCACCAGGGAGUGUUCUUCAAUGCAGGCCAGUGCUGCACUGCAGGCUCUCGUAUCUUCGUGGAAGAGCCCAUCUAUGAGGAGUUUGUGCGCAGGAGUGUAGAGAGGGCCAAGAGGAGGACAGUAGGAAGCCCCUUCGAUCCCACCACGGAGCAGGGUCCACAGAUCAGCCAGGAGCAGCAGAGCCGUGUGCUGGAGUUUAUUCAAAGUGGCAUCAGUGAGGGAGCCAGGCUGGAAUGUGGAGGCAAAGCCCUGGGCCUGAAAGGAUUCUUCAUCGAGCCCACUGUCUUCUCCAAUGUCAAAGAUGACAUGCGCAUCGCAAAAGAGGAGAUCUUUGGACCAGUUCAGCAGAUCAUGAAGUUCAAGACUAUUGAUGAGGUGAUUGAAAGGGCCAACAACACAGAGUACGGCCUGGUGGCAGCUGUGUUCACCAGCGAUAUCACCAAAGCCAUGACCAUCUCCACAGCCAUGCAGGCUGGCACCGUCUGGAUAAACUGUUUCAAUGCCCUGAGCAUGCAGUGUCCAUUUGGAGGAUAUAAAAUGUCUGGCAACGGGCGUGAAUUGGGGGAUUGUGGCCUGAAGGAAUACUCAGAGGUGAAGACCAUCACCAUAAAGAUCUCAGCCAAGAACUCCUAAGGCGGCCGGCCACACUACAUGUAGUGGAGGAGGACUUCCUCUGAGGCGCACCACUGACCCUCUGGGUGUCUGUCUGUGGUGGUAAAACACACGGAUCAUCCCAACUAGCCAUGACCAUGGGCAACUAACUCUAUUGGCUGUGAAAACUCCCUGCCCACUCCUCUCCCUCACCUCCCAUGGGCAGUCCUCACAUCAACAUCAGCUGUCUCCAUCAGCCCGGUGUCCACCGGCGGUCUCAAGUUCACACCAAACCUAUACUCCACCUACUGCCAUCACCCACCUCCUCCACUAACCACACUAAAGCACUCGGAGAGACGAUGGGAGAGGCUACUCUGUUCACGUCCCCCCCAAAACCCCCCUAACCCCCAGGAGUUGGACACUCACAGACUUAAGCACCGCACCGCCAUCCCUGCUUUGCCCCAUGUCAGCUAAUCAUUGUAGCGUGUUGGGAGGCAGUGUGGUCGUGUUGUGGGGUAUCAUUGUCAAACCUCACACUGUAUGUUAUUAUGUGUCAUUGCUUUGAUUUGCCAGGUAACAUUCAUGGAAGCAUAUCAGCUCAUUCUAAGACCACUGAAGCGCUCAACCUCAGAAAUGAAUGGAUGAGUCCAUUGAAACUGUUAAUUAGAAUUUUGAAUUGUUGAUAUCUAAUUGUUCAUGUUGUUAUUUGAAAUUUUACCACUUAACACUGUAUGUCCACGUAUGACCAAUGUAAACGUGAAAACAAAAAUGGUUAACCUCUUAAAAGCAUUUUAGUCAUACCUGCUAAGAAGAGGAGUAAUGUAUUUUAAUCAUAAUGUAAGUUUCUUAUUGAUGUCCAUUUAUGUUCAUGUUUAUACAAUUAUGUACUAUGAAAUUAUAAGAUAUAAAAAUGGACCAUAGCUUUUUUUAGUAAAAAAAGUUUUUUUUUCUCUCAAAA
This is a messenger RNA of Oncorhynchus kisutch (coho salmon), 3435 nucleotides long. RefSeq names its product retinal dehydrogenase 2. The record is from RefSeq and is a predicted model, not a curated record. Gene Ontology annotation, molecular function: oxidoreductase activity, acting on the aldehyde or oxo group of donors, NAD or NADP as acceptor. The coding region runs from base 957 to 2519 and encodes 520 amino acids. The transcript has 13 exons. NCBI's taxonomy places the organism in Eukaryota, Metazoa, Chordata, Actinopteri, Salmoniformes, Salmonidae.